AUGUCACGGCCGCGCGACGUGGAACUGGUGCCGCUAAAGUCGGCGCUCGCCCGCGACGACCAGCAUGCGAGGGCGAAACCCGUGCCUGUGUCUAAAAGGUUGCUGGCAAACAAAAAAGCCCCGACUGCCCCUACGCCAUUGGUGACACUAUGCGGCGCGCCGCCCCCCUCCCGCCGCCGCGAGGAGCGCGCCGCCAUGGACAACCUGCGGAGGAAGGUUGCCCCCGCAUUGCUGCACCACAAACGCGCAGCUCAUAACAACAACAACGAAGAAGUGGACAACGAACCGGAGAAGCUGGACAACAGGCCUAAACUACUACAAAAGGUCCUCCAAACGAAGCCAGUGAGCAUGGUGGUGCAGUGGAGCGAGAUCCGCACAGCCUGGCAGGACAGCGACUUCAUCACCGAGUGCCUGUGCUGGCACAACGUGUACCGCCAGCGGCACGGCGCGCCGCAGCUCUACAUGGCCCCGGAGCUAUGCGACUACGCGCAAGCCUGGGCCAACCAUCUCGCUCACACCAACAAGUUCUGCUACAGGAACGACAGGGACGUCGGCCAGAACCUCUACCAGCGGCCGGUGAGCGCGCUGCAGCCUGACGUCACAGGACAAGAAGUAUCGUCGUAUUGGUACGCAGCAGUUCGCCAGUACAGCUUCUUCAAAGAACCAGAUAUAUUGCAUGCCAACGUCAAUGCAGGUCAUUUCACUCAAAUGGUAUGGGUGGCCACUCGAUUCUUCGGCGUUGGCAAAGCGCGGUCCCGCGCGGGCAAGGUGAUCGUGGUUGCCAACUACUCGCCUCCAGGGAACUACUCGGGGCAGUUCGAGACCAACGUGCUGCCGCCGCUGCCAGAGACCAUGCCCGACGUCCCCGUACCGGAGCACUGACAGUUCUCUAUAAAGGGUAGGAGGUUUCAGGCUGACGUGAGGAUCAAGAAAUAGGUACAGAUGUACUGCAUCAUUAUUUUUCAUCGUAUUUUCAAGGAGACUUACGAACGUGUCUUGCUAUUUGAGUCAGUCUCGGUACAAAUAGUAAUGAGGUUGACUGAAGUAGCAUGACAAAUACGAACGUUUCCGAGAAAAUACUAUGGAAAACAAUUAUGCACUACAUCUGAAUAACUUUGCCCUUUUGUCCUAGCUUUGCCAACAUACAGAUUAUUUCUGUAGAGAAUAGAAAACUUUUUCAAAACUGGAUGAACAUACAAAACAAGACAUUGAGCUGCGUAAGGACGGAAGGGCAAAGUUAGUGGUCAUAGUUAAAUGUAUUCAUAGAUAUCGGUUGACGAGACAAAAGUAUGUUACCAGUUCCGGCGGAGCCUAUCCUUUAUACAUAUUUUGUGGAAAAGUAAGAUAAACAUGUAGGUAGUGAACGUUAGUCAAUACCUACAUCAUAUUUUGUUUAUUCCUAAUUUAAUAUUAAAUGUAUUAGACGGUAUUUUUAACUCAGAUAAAAUUCCGCCAAAUGAUGAUAUAAAAUAUCUGUCCAUAAAUGAUGAUUUAGUUCCUAAAUACCGUCCGUAAAAAGGAGAUUACUAUGAAGUUCACUGAAUAGGUGUACACUAACCCCCUUAUUCAUAAACGCGAUACAAACCUCAAUUAGCUAAUAAUCGUUUGUCUUUAUCUGUCAUUUUGACUUAUGUAUUGGUAAGAAAGGGAUAAAACAUAAUAUAACUAAAUCAGGCCCGUAAAGUUUUAUGAAUAAGGGGGUUAGUGCAUAGACGUCAUACCGUGAUCAUGGUCAUUUCAUUACCUAUAGGGAUCGUGUGCGUUAGAGGGGCCCUUAUCUUGUGUGUCUUAUCAUCUACAAUCCUGUCCUUUUUUAUUUCUAAAUCAUAACCGAAAAUGUUAAAAUAGAGUGCAUAAAGUACCACAUUACGUGUUUGUGGCCUACGUUUGGUGUGGCUUCUAUGGGCUAAGGGAAUAGUGAUCUAAGCGCUAGUAAACCCUUAUUAUGAAUACGGAGGUUAAUUAAUUAUGAUAAGUGGUUUUUUAUAAUUUUUAUGAAUUAGGAAUUCAUUAUACAAACGGGUUAAGCCGUUUUAAAAUAUCUAUCUUUUAAUUAAAACUUGCAAGGCAAGAUUUUUAAUAAAGGUUUUCGUUAGAAUAUAUAGAACCUCAAGCUAAAGAGGUUUCAGUAAGAAAACAAGCCAAAUAAGUUUUUCAAAAAACUCAUAACUAUUAGUGCUAUGAAAAAGUAUCUUCUGAAAAGUAAAGGGGUCUCAAGAUUAGCGCCUGCCUCUACACUCCAUCAAAUCAUAAUAAAUAUAUGAAAAGCUUGAUGGUUGAGGCUGGACGCAGUCAUAUAACUUGAAGACUACCGGUUUAACUUCUUUAGCUUGAGGCCCUUAAUCAAUUGGUACAAGAAACACCUAUGAGUAUACCUAAGUAUAAAUAUAUACGUAUACUACAAGUUCAAUUUUCUCAGGAGUCCUAAUGAUACUUUCCAAAAAAAAACGGAGUGAUAUUCGGGCCAUGGGUACCUAAAGUUAACAUCAAAAAUAGCGGAACAAACUACGCAUCAAAUAUACUACAAAAAUCUGUCAAAAAUAGACAAUUAUUUAAAACAAUUACAAUUAGACGGUACAAUUUUACUACUUGGACAGCUAGCGAACUGUAGAGAUUUAGGUACUUAUUUUUAUUUAGAAAAAUAUUCGAGGUUGGCAGAUAUUUUUGGCGCGUUGUUACACCCGCUACUAUUGAUGGCUGACUUUGUAGGUAGCUACUGUGGCUCGGUAAAGACCGGUUUUCCUAGGAUAGCGGCGCCGUCAUAUAGCGGCCGCCUCCAUACGGCUAAAUAUGGAUGUCGUAGUAUUUAUAUGGAGACGGCCGCUAUAUGAGGGCACCGCUAUCCUAGGAGACUAGAGCAUAACACAUAACUUAUGGUACAUUGACGUAUAUCUCAGGUCUGGCCUUACGGGCGAUAACAUUGGGGCAUGAAUGGGGCCAGUAGAGCGGUACGCUACAACGCGAUUGGUUGAUAUGUACGCGCGCGAUUGGUCGUAACGUAGUUGCGUUAGACUGCACGAUUGACAACGCUGAACUAGUACCAUU
Cydia fagiglandana is the source of this 3045-nucleotide messenger RNA. Its product is annotated as ectin-like. The record is from RefSeq and is a predicted model, not a curated record. The transcript has 7 exons. NCBI's taxonomy places the organism in Eukaryota, Metazoa, Arthropoda, Insecta, Lepidoptera, Tortricidae. Gene Ontology annotation, cellular component: extracellular region. The coding region runs from base 1 to 882 and encodes 293 amino acids.